AUGUCCGCCCGUGUAUUUCUAUGCGGCUCUGCCUAUGUGCAGAUCCAGUUUCUGAGGGAUUUCAGCUUAUUCGCCUGUUACGUAUUUUCUUGCCUCUGUGUGGUCGUGGUGCUGUGUUUAUGCCUCCUGCACGAAGCCAUGCCACGGCCGUUCUUCAGUCAGCUUCGUGUUCACGGCGCGACGCACAAGUUUGGUGUCGCCGUGCAAAGACUGACAGAAACGGCACUAUGGCUGGAGCGUGCCCCACCGUCUGUGGAGCUGUCGAUUAGCUUCGUUCGGCCGUUGCAGAUGCAUCUGCUGAAUUACGAGCACCGAGGGAUCAACAGGCCGACGGAUGUUCUGACCUUCCCCGGUAGUGGAAGUGGCACCCCUGACGCAGCGCGGGUGAAUGAGCUCCUUUUCUCCAACCAAGACGACGUCGCUUGUUUAACGAACUGUUUGUCUGCACCGGAAUGCACGGGCCUGCCAAGACGUGGCGCCCUGUUAGACCUCGGGGAGAUUUACGUCAGUGUCGAGGAGAUGUGGAUGCGCUGCCUUCGCUACCCGCAUAGAAAUCUGCGACUUCAUGACUACCUGCAGGUGGCGUUGGUACAUGCGUUGCUGCACGCCCUGGGGUACGACCACGAUACACCGGAGCGUUGGAGGAAGAUGUCAAGGCGAGAAAGGUCGUUGUUGCACCAGCUAGCUGCGUUCCGGCGCCGUUGGCCUGGUUGUUUAAUGGAGCUGGACGGUAUCGAACUCCUUGCCUCCGUCAACUCGUGA
Trypanosoma conorhini is the source of this 762-nucleotide messenger RNA. RefSeq names its product putative rRNA maturation factor. Gene Ontology annotation, biological process: rRNA processing. The transcript has a single exon. NCBI's taxonomy places the organism in Eukaryota, Euglenozoa, Kinetoplastea, Trypanosomatida, Trypanosomatidae. The coding region runs from base 1 to 762 and encodes 253 amino acids. Gene Ontology annotation, molecular function: metalloendopeptidase activity. The record is from RefSeq and is a predicted model, not a curated record.